Molecule: messenger RNA, 1023 nt
Organism: Solanum dulcamara
Lineage: Eukaryota; Viridiplantae; Streptophyta; Magnoliopsida; Solanales; Solanaceae
Exons: 5
Coding region: 196-690 (164 amino acids)
Biological process (GO): maturation of SSU-rRNA from tricistronic rRNA transcript (SSU-rRNA, 5.8S rRNA, LSU-rRNA)
Cellular component (GO): nucleolus
Source: RefSeq, a predicted model, not a curated record
AUAUGUUUAAUUUUGAAUGCCAAAAAACCCUUAUACCCUGAUUGAACGGCGAACUCGUCGGCGGUAUCUUUCUCCGGUAUCUCGUCUCCACUUCCCUUCCUCCGUCUCUGCUAGCCUUUUCUGCGUCGUUUUCUCUGCAACUUCACUCGCUAACGGGAACAGCGGGAAAAUAAGCUCACCAAGAUUCGGCCAAAUAUGAACAUGAAGGAACCAAAGAUGGAUUUUAAGUCCAUAAUGAAGGAGGUUGAGUUUCUGGGCUCUGCACAUAUGACAUGGAAGGAAAAAAAGGAGUUGGAGAACAAGAGAGUAGUUGCCCUUGGUGGGAAGCCUCCGAAGAAACAGAGAUUACCACUAAGUGUAGCACUAGUAAUGAUGAAGAAACAGAAGGAAAGGGAGGAGAAAUUGCAAGAAGAGAAUUUGGUACUUGGACGAUUCGGGGGAGGUAGUAGUUCAAGAAAAGCAGCAGGAAGGCGCAGACCUGAGGAUAGGGUGCUGAAAUCAACUGAAGGUAACUUCAGAAACGGGGUGCUUGAUGUUAAACAGUUGCUAAAACCUUCCGCGCCUAAAGCAUCAUUUGAUGAUGCUAAGAAGUCUUUUUCUUCGGGUAAAGGAAAGAAGAAGAAAAAGGGCGGUAAAAAGAACAAGGGCAAGAAGAACAAGGGUGGUGGUCCUGGUAGGAAGCGCCAUUAAACGUAGGGAUAAAUUGAAACAGUGAUUAAACCCAGCAUGUGGGAUCCCAACUUCCAUAAUAGAACAAUUAAUUUCAUUUUGGUCAUUGGUAUCUUAAAAAAGGAUGAAACUGAGGAUGUUACGUAGCUAUCACGCACCAAUGGUGCCAGCUUUUGUAGCUAUCUAGUGGAUUCUGAUUUUUUUCUAAAUUUGUCUGGCUGUUAAACUGACGAAUAUGGUUUCUAAUGUUGGAAGGAUGUACUGUUUUUUUUGUGUUGAGAGGAAAAUGAAACAGGAUAUGCCAUUGAUUUCAUGUUAAAAAUAUAUUAUCUAAAUACAAUUUUAGUUUUCAAA